CUUCAUCAUCGUCCAUUGUUCUCAAAGGGAAAAAAACAAAACUUAAAGAUGGUGAAGAAGGAGAAGAAAGCGAAUGUGUCGGGAAAACCAAAGCAUUCGCUUGAUGCGAAUCGUGCAGAUGGCAAAAAGAAAACCACCGAAGGCCGUACCGCCGCCACAGUUCGCCGGCUUAAGAUGUAUAACACUAGGCCUAAGAGAAACACCGGCGGUAAAAUCCUUAGCAACGAGUACCAGUCGAAGGACUUGCCCGACUCACGUAUCGCACCUGAUCGAAGAUGGUUUGGGAACACACGUGUUGUGAAUCAGAAAGAGCUUGAGUAUUUUAGAGAAGAGCUUCAGACUAAGAUGUCUAGUAAUUAUAAUGUGAUUUUGAAAGAGAGGAAGCUGCCUAUGUCUCUUUUAACUGAUAACAAGAAGCAAAGGAAAGUUCACUUACUGGACAUGGAGCCCUUUCAAGAUGCUUUUGGAAAGAAGACAAAAAGGAAGCGGCCCAAGCUUGUGGCUUCUGAUUAUGAAGCCUUGGUGAAGAAGGCAUCUGAGUCUCAGGAUGCAUUUGAGGAGAAGAAUGGGGAAGGUACUUUUGGCGAAGGAGGAGAAGAAGAAGACGGGUUUAGAGAUCUUGUCAGGCAUACUAUGUUUGAGAAGGGACAGAGUAAGCGUAUUUGGGGUGAGCUUUACAAAGUCAUAGACUCUUCUGAUGUAAUUGUCCAGGUUAUAGAUGCUAGGGAUCCACAAGGAACUAGGUGUCAUCAUUUAGAAAAAACGUUGAAAGAGCAUCACAAGCAUAAACACAUGAUUCUAUUGUUGAACAAGUGUGAUCUUGUGCCGGCUUGGGCUACUAAAGGAUGGUUGAGAGUAUUAUCAAAAGAAUAUCCAACUCUAGCAUUCCAUGCAAGUGUUAACAAGUCAUUCGGAAAGGGGUCACUUCUCUCUGUUUUGAGGCAGUUUGCUCGUCUAAAAAGCGACAAGCAAGCUAUAUCUGUGGGAUUUGUUGGGUAUCCCAAUGUUGGGAAAUCAUCAGUUAUCAACACACUGCGUACUAAAAAUGUUUGCAAGGUUGCUCCAAUUCCAGGGGAGACAAAGGUCUGGCAAUACAUCACACUCACUAAGAGGAUUUUCUUGAUUGAUUGUCCUGGAGUUGUUUACCAGAGCCGUGAUACUGAGACAGAUAUAGUCCUCAAGGGAGUGGUAAGAGUUACAAACUUGGAAGAUGCAUCUGAGCACAUUGGAGAAGUACUGAGGCGUGUCAAGAAGGAGCACUUGCAGAGAGCGUACAAAAUAAAUGACUGGGAGGAUGAUCAUGAUUUUCUGCUUCAGUUAUGCAAAUCCUCUGGAAAACUGUUAAAGGGUGGAGAGCCUGAUUUGAUGACAGGAGCAAAGAUGAUACUCCAUGACUGGCAAAGAGGUCGUAUACCCUUCUUUGUCCCACCUCCCAAGCUAGAUGCUGUUGCUCCAGAAUCAGAAGCAACAGUGCCAGGCAUAGAUGAAGAAGCCAUAGGUGAUAAUAGUCAAGCAGCUGCUGCAUUGAAAGCCAUUGCUGGAAUCAUGUCUACCCAACAACAGAAGGAUGUUCCUGUCCAAAGAGAUUUCUAUGACGAGAAAGACCUCAAGGAUGAUAAUAAAGCAAAGGAGUCAACUGAAACAGAGGGGGAAGACGGAGCUGAUGGGCACGAAGAUGAGGAUGUGGUGUCGGAAGAUGGAGUGGAAAGUGAGUCUGAUGGGGAUGAGGAUGAAGAUUCAGAGUCAGGAAAUGAUGUGGAAAACGAGUCGGAUUCUGCCGAGUAAUGUUACACCUCGCAAAAUUUUGUUUCUGUUACUUGUAUACGUUGUGUUUUAAUUAACUCAAAGUGAGACUCUUGUCUAACACUAUUUACCAUUUACAAACAGUGGUUUAUUAGAAUGA
Molecule: messenger RNA, 1903 nt
Organism: Capsella rubella
Lineage: Eukaryota; Viridiplantae; Streptophyta; Magnoliopsida; Brassicales; Brassicaceae
Product: nuclear/nucleolar GTPase 2
Exons: 11
Coding region: 49-1785 (578 amino acids)
Cellular component (GO): nucleolus
Molecular function (GO): GTP binding
Source: RefSeq, a predicted model, not a curated record